AUGGCGCGGUUAAAGUUACAACCUGUCACCUCAGCCUUCCUCCGGUUUGGGCUUUUUACUUUUGUCUUAUUUUUACAUGGUCUACAAGUAGAUGCUGGCACAGGGACAGAUUCACCAAACGUAGGACAUAACAACACAUGCUCUGGUUCUUCAGAGUGCAAGGAGGGUGUUAUCUUGCCAAUAUGGUAUCCAGAAAACCCAUCCUUGGGGGACAAAAUUGCCAGAGUUAUUGUUUAUUUUGUGGCACUCAUAUAUAUGUUUCUUGGAGUUUCUAUCAUUGCCGACCGUUUCAUGGCUUCCAUAGAGGUCAUUACAUCCCAGGAGAAAGAGAUUACAGUCAGGAAACCCAACGGAGAAGCCAUCACCACCACCAUCCGAAUAUGGAAUGAAACUGUUUCCAAUUUGACCCUCAUGGCUCUUGGUUCCUCUGCCCCAGAGAUCCUUUUGUCAUUGAUAGAGGUAUGUGGUCAUGGAUUCAUUGCCGGUGAGCUGGGCCCUUCUACCAUCGUUGGUAGUGCCGCUUUCAAUAUGUUUAUCAUCAUAGCCAUCUGUGUUUAUGUCAUUCCUGAUGGGGAGACAAGGAAGAUAAAACAUUUGAGAGUUUUCUUUGUCACAGCUGCUUGGAGCAUCUUUGCCUAUAUCUGGCUAUACAUGAUCCUUGCGGUCUUUUCUCCAGGUGUGGUUCAGGUAUGGGAAGGCUUGCUCACUCUGUUUUUCUUCCCUGUUUGUGUCAUCCUGGCUUGGAUUGCAGACAGAAGGAUGUUUCUCUAUAAAUAUAUGCACAAAAAGUACCGUACUGACAAACACAGGGGUAUUAUCAUUGAAACAGAAGGGGAUCACCUCAAAGGGAUUGAAAUGGAUGGUAAGAUGAUGAACUCCCAUUUUUUAGAUGGAAACCUAGUGCCUAUAGAGGGGAAAGAGGUGGAUGAGUCUCGCAAAGAGAUGAUCCGGAUCCUUAAGGACCUGAAACAAAAGCACCCAGAAAAAGACUUAGAUCAGCUGGUAGAAAUGGCCAACUACUAUGCUUUAUCCCAUCAGCAAAAAAGCAGAGCAUUCUAUCGGAUUCAAGCUACCAGGAUGAUGACUGGAGCAGGAAAUAUUCUCAAAAAGCAUGCCGCUGAGCAAGCCAAGAGGAGCACUAGCUUGCAUGAAGUACGGCCAGAGGAGCCAGAAGAAUUCAUCUCCAAAAUUUAUUUUGAUCCUUGCUCCUAUCAGUGUCUUGAGAACUGUGGUGCUGUCCUCCUAACUGUUGUCCGGAAAGGAGGUGAUGUCUCCAAGACCAUAUAUGUGGAUUACAAAACAGAAGAUGGCUCUGCUAAUGCUGGGGCUGACUACGAAUUUACAGAAGGGACAGUUGUUUUGAAGUCUGGGGAGACCCAGAAAGAGUUCUCCAUAGGGAUCAUUGAUGACGAUAUCUUUGAAGAGGAUGAGCACUUUUUUGUGCGUCUUAGCAAUCUACGGGUGAUUGAUGCAGAGGAACCUCCUGAACUCAACAAACUGCCAUAUCCCAAGGCCAUACUGGUCUCACCUUGUGUGGCUACUGUGACUAUCUUAGAUGAUGACCAUGCAGGAAUCUUCACCUUCGAGUGCGGUGUGAUACAUAUCAGUGAGAGCAUUGGGGUGAUGGAGGUGAAAGUUCUUAGAACAUCUGGUGCACGGGGUACAGUCAUAGUCCCCUUUAGAACAGUUGAAGGAACAGCAAAAGGAGGUGGAGAGGAUUUUGAAGACAGUUAUGGAGAGCUGGAAUUCAAGAAUGAUGAAACUGUGAAGACCAUAAGGGUUAAAAUAGUAGAUGAGGAGGAAUACGAAAGGCAGGAGGCUUUCUUCAUUGUCCUUGGUGAACCGAAAUGGAUGGAACGAGGAAUAUCAGGUAUGUCCACUAUACCAGGAAAGUGGCUGUUCGGAGAACCGGUUUUCAGAAUGGUCCACAAACCAGAGCAUCCCAUUCUCCCGGCUCGGGUGGUGACGGCGACAAAUCCCUGGGAUGAUAAAAGAAAGCUGACCAUGGAGGAAGAGGAAGCCAAACGUAUUGCAGAAAUGGGAAAGCCAAUACUGGGUGAACAUCCAAAACUAGAGGUCAUCAUUGAAGAGUCCUAUGAGUUCAAGAGCACAGUGGACAAGCUCAUCAAGAAGACAAACUUGGCGUUGGUUGUAGGAACUCAUUCAUGGAGAGACCAGUUCAUAGAAGCCAUCACUGUCAGUGCAGCAGGCGAGGAGGAGGAGGAGGAGUCUGGGGAAGAGCGCCUGCCCUCCUGCUUUGAUUAUGUCAUGCAUUUCCUGACUGUCUUCUGGAAAGUGCUCUUUGCCUGUGUGCCCCCGACAGAGUAUUGCAAUGGCUGGGCCUGCUUCCUUGUGUCCAUCCUGAUCAUUGGAAUGCUCACUGCCAUCAUUGGAGAUCUGGCCUCCCAUUUUGGCUGCACGAUUGGCCUCAAGGAUUCUGUGACUGCCGUGGUCUUUGUGGCCUUUGGCACUUCAGUCCCAGAUACUUUUGCUAGCAAAGCAGCCGCUGUUCAAGACAUCCAUGCAGAUGCUUCCAUUGGCAACGUCACAGGCAGCAACGCAGUCAACGUCUUCUUGGGCAUUGGACUGGCAUGGUCAGUAGCUGCCAUCUACUGGGCUUCUCAAGGAGAAGAGUUCCAUGUGUCAGCCGGCACGCUUGCCUUCUCUGUGACACUGUUCACCAUUUUUGCUUUUGUCUGCAUCAGCGUGCUAUUGUACCGAAGACGGCCUCAUUUUGGAGGAGAACUAGGAGGCCCUAAAGGGUGCAGACUUGCCACAACUUUGCUUUUUGUGAGUCUGUGGCUAUUGUACAUUUUAUUUGCUACCCUGGAGGCCUAUUGCUACAUCAAGGGGUUCUAA
Molecule: messenger RNA, 2859 nt
Organism: Pseudonaja textilis
Lineage: Eukaryota; Metazoa; Chordata; Lepidosauria; Squamata; Elapidae
Source: RefSeq, a predicted model, not a curated record